Messenger RNA from Sinocyclocheilus anshuiensis, 1154 nucleotides. Its product is annotated as 5-hydroxytryptamine receptor 7-like. The coding region runs from base 381 to 1154 and encodes 257 amino acids. The transcript is spliced from 3 exons. Gene Ontology annotation, molecular function: G protein-coupled serotonin receptor activity. Gene Ontology annotation, biological process: smooth muscle contraction; adenylate cyclase-activating adrenergic receptor signaling pathway; positive regulation of MAPK cascade. Lineage: Eukaryota; Metazoa; Chordata; Actinopteri; Cypriniformes; Cyprinidae. The record is from RefSeq and is a predicted model, not a curated record. Gene Ontology annotation, cellular component: plasma membrane.
CUCUUGUGCUUCCUGCAAAAUAGAAGACAGAAAAAUAUCUUAAUGUAGGUGGAGCUGAGACCGCUUCCCUUUGAUGAGAAAGUUACGCGUUUAACCUACUAGAGUGCGCAAUUCUCACACACCUCCUCGCAUGAAGAACCGAACUGUCACUUCCAUCAAGUCAAGGACUGUACAGCCUCUCCAAGCGCGCGCAAUAUACAGCCAAACCACAGUGAUUGCCCUCCUUCUUCCCGUGUAUUUAAGUUUUCGUUGCUGUAUCCGUACAACUUGCCUUUUGUUCUUUUGGAAACCUGGAAGACACCCCAGACCUGCGCUCGCUUCAGCAUGCGUUUGGCGCACGGAGCGCACUCUUGGCGAGCUCUUCAUCAUCAGGCGCAGGGAUGAUGUUCAACUCAUCGGGCUCGCUAGAUUUCUUCUCGUUCACUCACCCUGAGGUCGCGUCGGAAGUUCUCAAUGGUUCCUCACACUUAUUCUACAACAUCUCAAUGGCCACGUGGAACAAAUCCUGCGAGGAACAAUUACUCGAUUUCACCACAGCGGAGAAGAUUGUCAUCGGAAUGAUGCUGACCAUCAUCACCACCGUGACGGUGAUUGGAAAUAUGCUGGUGGUGAUCGCGGUGUGCGUCGUUAAAAAGCUCCGACAGCCGUCUAACUAUCUGCUGGUGUCUCUGGCCGUGGCGGAUCUCUCCGUGGCUAUUGUGGUUAUGCCAUUCGUGAUCGUGACGGACCUCACGGGAGGAAAGUGGCUUUUUGGAGAGGUCUUCUGUAACAUCUUCAUCGCCAUGGAUGUGAUGUGCUGCACUGCAUCCAUCAUGACGCUGUGCGUGAUCAGUGUGGACAGGUAUCUUGGCAUCACCCGCCCUUUGACCUACCCUGCUCGACAAAAUGGCCAACUGAUGGCAAAGAUGAUCUUUGGUGUGUGGCUUGUGUCUGCCUCAAUCACACUGCCGCCAUUCUGUGGCUGGGCGAAGAACGUUAACACGGCUGGCGUUUGCCUAAUCAGCCAGGACAUCAGCUACACCAUCUACUCCACCGCCGUGGCCUUCUACAUCCUAAUGAAACUAUGGUUCAUACAGCUUAAGAAUGUCAUGCACAUCUUGGUGCUCAAACACAAUAUGGAAAGCCAGCCAGAUGGUGCCAAACCUGAGAUCUGA